AUGGCAGGUAGACAGCUUGCUGCUGCUGCUGCUGCAGCAGGGAUGGCAGACCCAUCCGCACGUAGAGGCAGCAGCAGCAGCAACAGCAGCAGCAACAAGAAGCACGAAUGUCCUGUUUGCUUCGAGUGUUUCUCCCUUGAUGAUGAACUCCGACCCAAAGUGUUGUCGUGUGGUCAUUCUUUGUGCUGCAGUUGUAUCUGCAGGUUAGUAGAUGCAGAAGCAGCAGCAACUCCUCCUUUGCUGCCGCUGCUGAUGGAGGUUGCUGUAGGCAGGAAGCGACUUAAUGAGCUGCAGCAGCAGCAGCAACAGCAGCAGCAGCAGCAGCAGUUGCUGCAGCAGCAUCAGGGCGGUAGCAGCAUCUUUCCCGCUGCAGCAGCAGCAGCAGCAGCAGCAGCAGCACAUAGCUCAGGCCUAUUAUCUUGGGGUUCUGCAUCAGCAGCUCUUACCGCCACAACAGCAGCAGCAGCAGCAGCAGCAGCAGUUAAUGUAGCAGCAGCAGAGCAGCAAAGAUUAAGGAAUCUCCUUUCUUCUUCGCUUCUUGCUGCUGCUGUUCGCUGCCCUUGCUGCCGCUGCUGGAGCCGUGUUGCAGCAGAGAAUCUUGCGCUGCUGCAGUCUGCUGAGGAGGAGGAGCAGCAAAACAAGCGCCGUCUGGAGCAGCAGCAGCAGGAGCAGCGGGAGCAGCAGCAGCAGCAGCAGGAGCAGCAGGAGCAGCAGAGGAGGCGCGAACUAAAGAGAAGGCCACCAGGGACAGACGAGAGGGCAAAUGGUGAUCAAGUGUGGGUCGCCUAG
Eimeria maxima is the source of this 789-nucleotide messenger RNA. RefSeq lists its product as hypothetical. The record is from RefSeq and is a predicted model, not a curated record. Gene Ontology annotation, molecular function: transcription cis-regulatory region binding. The coding region runs from base 1 to 789 and encodes 262 amino acids. The transcript has 3 exons. Gene Ontology annotation, biological process: regulation of transcription by RNA polymerase II. Lineage: Eukaryota; Apicomplexa; Conoidasida; Eucoccidiorida; Eimeriidae. Gene Ontology annotation, cellular component: nucleus.